AUGUCAGGAAUUGGAGGACGCUGCGAAUGCUGGAGCUGGAAGCAUGUGAUACGAGCUGAGUGGCACUGGACAUGUAAGUAUUGUCAUGAGAUUCACACUAGGGGAGCGGAGCGAGUGCGAGCACAUCUCGCUGGAGUUCGGGCAAGAGGUGUGAAAACGUGCAAGGCAAUGAGGGAGAUCCCUUAUGAAGUUCUUAAAAAAGCUCGCAACAGUUUUUCCGAUUUCGAGCUAGCAGACCCAGCAGAUGCUGAUGAUGGGCAUCUACUGCAGCAAGCCGCACAGGGUUCAGGGGGGCCAGCAGAAUCUAUGGUGGCAAGCACGGAGAAUUGGUCCAGUGCUGGGACAAGCAGAGCAGCGAAACGUAGAUCCUCGGAUGGAAAUUUGGUGACAUUUUUUUAUACUGCUUCGGCUGAGGCACUGGAUGAUGCUGUUGCAGAGUUCUUCUUUGCCAAGAACAUCUCCUUCAACACAAUCCGAAGAGACAACUUGAAGAGAAUGCUGAAAGUUGCCGCAAAAGUGGGGCAUCCAGCGAUUGACAACCUCAUGGGAUAUGAGAAGUUGCGGACAACUGAGCUACAACGAAUAUACAACAACGUUCAGAAGCGGCUUGAAGAUGUGCGGCUAAGUUGGAGGACAUAUGGUUGUACCAUUGUCACGGAUGGCUGGUCUGAUAUCAAGAAGAGGUCUCUUCUCAACUUCAUGGUCAGUUCUGUGAGAGGCUCAAUUUUCCUGAAGGCUGUGGACAGCAAGAAUGCGAAGAAAACCGGAGCAUGGUUGUUUGAGCAGCUGAAACAAGUGAUUGCCGAGGUUGGUGCAGAAAACGUUGUGCAGGUGGUGACAGACAAUGCAAGCAACUGCGUGGUCAUGGGGGAGCUUUUGCAGCAGGAGUUUCCAUAG
This is a messenger RNA of Selaginella moellendorffii, 897 nucleotides long. RefSeq lists its product as uncharacterized. Bases 1 to 897 code for a protein of 298 amino acids. The transcript has a single exon. The record is from RefSeq and is a predicted model, not a curated record. Lineage: Eukaryota; Viridiplantae; Streptophyta; Lycopodiopsida; Selaginellales; Selaginellaceae.